AAAAAAGGUUCCUCCCUUAUCUCGCUUGGUCAAUUAGAAAUUAAAAUUUCUCUCUCCAUACAGUCACUCUCUCGUAAAAAUCAUCUUCGCUCCUUUGCAAAAACCUCCAACUUCCCAAGGGGUUCGCUCCAAUUUUCCUCACAUCAACAACGAAACCUUCCUCAUCUUCAUAGAUCCGCUACUCGAUCAAUAGUACCCUUCAUUUGCAGAUCUUAAGAUCGUUCAUCUCUGUUUAGGAUUUUUCAAGCGACAAUGCAGAGCUCUAACUCAUCAAGUGAAGAACGCAGAUUAGAAGUUCGAAAAUUAGAGAUCUCCGACAAGAACAAAGGUUUCGUUGAGCUAUUGCAGCAACUAACCGUUUGUGAUUCAGUGUCCGACAAAGACUUCGAAGACAGGUUUCAGGAAUUGAGCGCCCUCGGAAACGAGCAUGUUAUUUGUGUCGUAGAGGACGAUCGAUCGGGGAAGAUCAUCGCCACUGGAAGCGUCUUCAUUGAGAAGAAAUUCAUAAGAAACUGUGGGAAAGUAGGGCAUAUCGAAGACGUAGUGGUGGAUUCGAGUGCUCGAGGGAUGCAAUUGGGGAAGAAAAUAGUAGACUUUCUUACGGAUCAUGCCCGCGAAAUGGGAUGCUAUAAGGUAAUUCUUGAUUGCAGUGUUGAGAAUCGAGGAUUCUAUGAGAAAUGUGGGUUCGAACAUAAGGCGAUUCAAAUGGCGAAAUACUUCAAUUGAAGUAGAACUCAUGCCAACAAUUGGGUUUCGAUUUCGACUUUGGAAUUGUAAGUGGAUUUGUCUUUUGCUUUCAUGAAUUUCUUCAAACACAAAUUAUUUGGGUCAUGGUUGGCUCUCACUCUCACAGUCUUCAAAAACGAUAUUCAAUAUUCUGUGGAUUGGGAAAUCUUGACAACAUUUUGUUGUCUACAGAAAUAUUGAUCUGAAAAUGUUAUAAUUUUACGAUAA
Molecule: messenger RNA, 954 nt
Organism: Cucumis sativus (cucumber)
Lineage: Eukaryota; Viridiplantae; Streptophyta; Magnoliopsida; Cucurbitales; Cucurbitaceae
Product: glucosamine 6-phosphate N-acetyltransferase
Exons: 2
Coding region: 253-726 (157 amino acids)
Biological process (GO): UDP-N-acetylglucosamine biosynthetic process
Cellular component (GO): endoplasmic reticulum-Golgi intermediate compartment; endoplasmic reticulum; Golgi apparatus
Molecular function (GO): glucosamine 6-phosphate N-acetyltransferase activity; monosaccharide binding
Source: RefSeq, a predicted model, not a curated record